This is a messenger RNA of Drosophila miranda, 2672 nucleotides long. Its product is annotated as vesicular inhibitory amino acid transporter-like. NCBI's taxonomy places the organism in Eukaryota, Metazoa, Arthropoda, Insecta, Diptera, Drosophilidae. The transcript is spliced from 2 exons. Bases 475 to 2130 code for a protein of 551 amino acids. Gene Ontology annotation, cellular component: vacuolar membrane. The record is from RefSeq and is a predicted model, not a curated record. Gene Ontology annotation, molecular function: amino acid transmembrane transporter activity. Gene Ontology annotation, biological process: amino acid transmembrane transport.
AAAUUCUUACGUUACAUAAAAUUUUAAACACACUUUUCCACGGAUUUCCGCAAUAGUUUUCGGCCUUUUCAGUUGGAUUUGGACGACUUCGAGUCCCAGGAUCGAGAUUGAGUGAGCAGGAUGUGCAAGUAUCUGAAAACUGCAUGAUAAACGUGCUGCUCCAUUCACCAGGGCGCCAAGUAGACGAAAUCAAUCAUCCAAAAUCUGAGACAAAAUUCAGCUUUAUUUCUAGAUUGCGGUUUUCCGUAGUGUAAUUCGUAGUCGAGCUAUUCGUGUCACCCAUUGCGGAUGAGCUAGAACUCACUCCGCACUCCGAUUGCAGCAUUAUUUCGCAGACAUAUCCAUAGGCAAAAUCGAUAAGCCUCAGGUCGAACGCUUUUCUUGACACCACCGCGGCCGCCGCCAUCUGUCUCCACUCACCAUCCCACCACCAUCUGCUCUGUGUAAACUCGUAGCCCAUCGCCAGCAUUCACCAUGUCAUUCAUAGCCAAAUUGAAAGCCACGCCACUGCCACCGCUGAAGAACAUACUGAACGUGGCCGUGCAAACGGCCCGACAGCAAAUUCCAGAGCGCAAGGAGUACGAGCAGCCCGGCAGCAGCCAACAGAGGCCCCAUCAGCCACACCAAAACUUCGCCAACGGCCACGGCCAGGCUAUGGACACGGGCAUGGACGGCGGUGACCAGACCACGGAGAUGAGCUCGAAUCCAUUCCGGAAUACGGGCAACUGGUCAAACGAAGGCGAUGCCGAAGGCGAGGGCGACUACAAGAACGAGUACCAGAGCACAACCUUCAACGAGUACGACGGGAGAUACCAGCAGACGGACGGCUUCAGGCAAGGAAGCAUCGCCUCAGAGGGCAGCUCGUUUGUCUGCGAGGGAGAAGGUGGCGGCGGCUGCAAGAUCGACGAAUAUCAGGCGGCAUGGAACGUGACCAACGCUAUCCAAGGCAUGUUCAUCGUAUCGUUGCCCUUCGCCGUGCUCCACGGCGGCUACUGGGCCAUCAUUGCCAUGGUGGGCAUUGCACACAUCUGCUGCUACACGGGAAAGGUGCUUGUGCAGUGCCUCUAUGAGCCGGACCCCACCACCGGCCAGAUGGUGCGAGUGCGCGACAGCUACGUGGCCAUUGCCAAGGUAUGUUUCGGGCCCAAACUGGGGGCCAGGGCCGUCAGCAUCGCCCAGCUGAUCGAGCUCCUGAUGACCUGCAUCCUCUAUGUGGUGGUCUGCGGUGACCUGCUGGCGGGCACCUAUCCGACGGGCUCGUUCGACUCCCGAUCUUGGAUGCUGUUUGUGGGCAUCUUCUUACUGCCGAUGGGCUUCCUCAAGUCCCUGAAGAUGGUCUCGACCCUGUCCUUUUGGUGCACCAUGUCCCACAUCGUGAUAAACGCGGUGAUCCUCGGCUACUGCCUGCUGCAGAUCGGCGACUGGGGCUGGUCGAAGGUGCGCUUCAGCAUCGACAUGGAGAACUUCCCCAUCUCGCUGGGCGUGAUCGUCUUCUCCUACACCUCCCAGAUUUUCCUGCCCACGCUCGAGGGCAACAUGACGGACCGCUCCAAGUUCAACUGGAUGCUCGAUUGGUCGCAUAUCGCGGCGGCCGUGUUCAAGGCCGGGUUUGGGUACAUCUGCUUUCUGACCUUCCAGAACGACACGCAGCAGGUGAUUACCAACAACUUGCACUCGCAGGGCUUCAAGGGUAUGGUGAACUUCUUCCUGGUAAUCAAGGCCAUCCUCAGCUACCCCUUGCCAUACUACGCCGCCUGCGAGUUGCUCGAGCGGAACUUCUUCCGCGGCCAGCCGAAGACCAAGCUCCCCACCAUCUGGAACCUCGACGGAGAGCUGAAAGUCUGGGGUCUGGGCUUCCGUGUGGCCGUCAUCGUAUCGACCAUCCUGGUGGCCAUCUUCAUUCCCCACUUCUCUAUCCUGAUGGGCUUCAUUGGCAGCUUCACGGGCACCAUGCUCAGCUUCAUCUGGCCCUGCUAUUUCCACAUCAAGAUUAAGGGUCACCUGCUCGACCAGAAGGAAUUAGCUAAAGACUACCUCAUCAUUGCCCUAGGCGUGCUCUUCGGCGUUAUCGGCAUCUACGAUUCGGGUAAUGCCAUGAUAAAUGCAUUCGAGAUCGGUCUUCCGUUCUAAGUUGUAUCCACUAUUUACACAUCCACCAAUCGAAGUAGAUCUAGGCUUAUUGGUCCUCUCGGGCAUGGCAUGUCUUCCAGUUGCUACGGCAUCAUCUGGCUGUGCCCAAAGGUGUUCCAAAAUCCUAGAUCUGUUCAUCAAAAAAACUCGAAACGAAAAAAAUAAUAAUAGUCUAUAAGAAACGAAGCGAAACGCAAGUCUUCCAAACAAGCGAACAAAUGUCUUCCAAACACGUAUAAUAAUGAUUUAUCAUAUAUGAUGAAGUAAAGGAUAAGUGAAUCGAUUGAUAUAUAAUUAAAUAUAUACACAUACGAAAAGAGAAAUAUUUAUUGUACUAACGCGCAUUAUAAAAUAUAGAAAAAUUUAAGAAAUUUAAUAAUAAACUGUACACCAUUAUACAGAUACGGAUCUAAAUGUUAUAGAUAGAAACCAUUGUGAAGAUUUUUUUAACGUUUAAAUAUACAGUUACCUAUACACACUAGUCCUAAAAACGACACUAGCCUAUUUUAAACUCUCAAUAAAGACGUCAUCUCUCAAGUUGA